AUGGCUUCCAUGGGGCUGCAGGUGUUGGGUAUCGCCCUGGCCGUGCUGGGCUGGCUGGGCGCCAUUCUGAGCUGCGCGCUGCCCAUGUGGCGUGUGACAGCAUUCAUCGGUAGCAGCAUCGUCACGGCACAGACCACCUGGGAGGGCCUGUGGAUGAACUGCGUGGUGCAGAGCACCGGCCAGAUGCAAUGCAAAGUGUACGACUCCCUGCUGGCCUUGCCACAGGACCUACAGGCAGCCCGCGCUCUCAUGGUCAUCUGUGUCCUUGUGGCCGCCCUGGGCAUGCUUCUGUCUGUGAUCGGGGGCAAAUGUACCAACUGCAUGGAGGAUGAGACUACCAAAGCCAAGACCAUGAUUGUGGCAGGCAUGGUGUUCCUGUUGGCUGGUUUGCUGGUGAUUGUGCCCGUGUCCUGGACAGCACACAAUAUCAUUCGUGACUUCUACAACCCACUGGUGGCCUCUGGGCAGAAGCGGGAGAUGGGGGCCUCUCUCUACAUUGGUUGGGCCGCCUCGGGGCUCCUUCUGCUUGGAGGGGCGCUGCUCUGCUGCAAUUGCCCACCUCGCACCGACAAGUCCUACUCCGCCAAGUACUCCGCAGCUCGCUCUGCCCCGGCCAGCAACUACGUGUAA
Molecule: messenger RNA, 630 nt
Organism: Castor canadensis (American beaver)
Lineage: Eukaryota; Metazoa; Chordata; Mammalia; Rodentia; Castoridae
Gene: Cldn4
Product: claudin 4
Cellular component (GO): bicellular tight junction; membrane
Molecular function (GO): structural molecule activity
Source: RefSeq, a predicted model, not a curated record